This is a messenger RNA of Drosophila willistoni, 1058 nucleotides long. Its product is annotated as microtubule-associated protein RP/EB family member 3. Gene Ontology annotation, molecular function: microtubule plus-end binding. Gene Ontology annotation, cellular component: spindle midzone; microtubule organizing center; microtubule plus-end. Gene Ontology annotation, biological process: spindle assembly; protein localization to microtubule plus-end; regulation of microtubule polymerization or depolymerization. The record is from RefSeq and is a predicted model, not a curated record. NCBI's taxonomy places the organism in Eukaryota, Metazoa, Arthropoda, Insecta, Diptera, Drosophilidae. The coding region runs from base 237 to 995 and encodes 252 amino acids. The transcript is spliced from 2 exons.
CAGAUCAGUAGAAGCUUUUGCCAGAAGCGCAUGUCUCGAAAGAAGGAAACGUAAAGAAAAGGAAGGAAGAGAGACUGCAACUAAAUAAUUUUUUUAAUUUGUCAAUUUUUUUUGUGUGAUCCAUCAGAGCAGGCUGGACCUUUUUCUUUGUCGUAAUAUAGUAAAUCGUAAAUAGAAAAGAGUAGUAUAUAGAAAAUUGUCUUAUUACUCCAUAAUAUACAAAACAAAUACUAAAGAUGAGCGAUCUCAAGUUAACUGUAGCUUUGACCAGUGUCAACUCGGAGAAUAUGUCGCGUCACGAUAUGCUUCAAUGGGUCAACAAUACAGUCGAUGGACAGUUCAAAAAGAUCGAAGAGCUAUGUUCCGGUGUAGCCUAUUGCCAGAUGAUGGAGUUAAUAUUUCCCAAUUGCAUUAAUCUGAAGCGUGUCAAAAUGGCCGCCAAAUUGGAACACGAGUGUCUACACAAUUUAAAACUCUUUCAAGCCGCCUUCAUACGUCUCAAGCUGGACAAAACAGUGCCCAUUGAUCGUUUGAUGAAGGGACGUUUUCAGGAUAAUUUUGAAUUUUUACAAUGGUUCAAAAAGUUUUUCGACUCGCAAGGAAUUGGUAAUUUGGAGAAUUUAAAAUCGGCAGCCAAUACCGUGAAGCCGAUUAAGCCGCGUUGCUUUAAGAAAGAGCCCUCUCCAGUGGCAAUCAUUGAAAAUGCAUCCCCAAAUGUCGUCGAUAUAGACGAGUUAAAUGGAGAACUUCAAACAUUGUCCAUUAAAUGUGGAAGCACUGCGGAAUCACGCGAUGAAUGCUAUGCCAAAUUGCGUAACAUUGAAGUGCUAUUGGAUGAUGUGAUGAAGACAAAUCAGCAUAUGGAGUUCUGUAAGCGUUUGUGCGCCGUUCUCUAUGAUCAAGCGCCGGAAGGGGCCAAUGAUAGCAAUGGCAGUGCCAAUGCCAGACCCAGCCUGAGUCCAAGACCAGAAUUAGUCAAUCAAUGUACUGAAUAAUUACAACUUAUAAGACUUAUAUAUGUAUUUACAUUAAAUUUUUGAAUUAUUAUAUACCAUCAA